GUGCAGUCUUUUGUUGGCCGCCGAUAAAGAAACAAUAGUGUCCGAUCGGAGAGAGCGGCCGUGACGUCACAUGCGGGGGUCCUGCUUCAUCGUGACGUCACACUCGGCUUCUCAGGUCAGGAGGAGGCAGCAGCAGGACCUGAGAGUUUCUGAGCCUCCGAUAUCACAUGACUGAAGUACAAACUGCUCCCCGUUUAGUGACGUCAUAGUAGAGGGGGGAUUCCGUGACGUCACAGAACACUCUGGGACUCCGCACACUCGAGUUAGGACCUUGGCUUCGUUCACACGUGGCAACUCCGAGACUUGUCUGCUGGGAUGGGAGGAGGACGGUGGGUGAGCGCCCUGCUACUGGGGCUCCUGUGCCUGCUCUCAGGGGCUCUGACUCCAGGAGACGCCCAGGAGGAGACGAGCCCCCCGCCCACUGCCAGCCCACCCCCUGUGAGUGUCAGCUCCAGUAUCUCGGGACCCCCAGACACAACGUCCGGGCCGCCAGGUAAUGACAUAAUCGCAGAUACCGAGCGCCCGUCCGCUCCGCCCUCAUCCACAGUCAGCGUGGCGGAAUCUGACGGCGCAGGAAGCAGCGUUACCGCCGCAUCGGGAGCUAGUGAUGAGAUGGCGUCUGACCCCACCGGGACCCCCCCUGUGACCGACGGCAACAGGACAACCAGUGCAGACGUCACCGAGCCGCCAGCACACAACGUGACAGCAGACACCGCGACAGAGACGCCCUCGCUCCUCGCCACCCUCAGGACCUCCGCAGCAGCCGAGACGCAGCCCAGCGAGGACUCCAUGUCUGUCCACUCCACCUGGAUGUCCGCCAUCACCAUCAGCCUCUUUGUCAGCACCACAGUGACCGCCCAAGAACCGCGCAGCCCAGCCACGCAGAGCGCCACCGCGCCGCACACAUCCAGGGCGGAGGUGCAGCGGGAGCCGUCAGUGCUGGAAGUGGGGGACGAGAAAGAUCUGACUGGUUAUCCCUCCGGGAACAGCUCCAACCCCCUGUUUGUGAUGAUCGUCUCCGUCUUCACCAUCAUGGUGGUGAUGGUGGUGGUUGUAGUUGGUUUCCAUCGAUACAAGAAAAGGAACAGCCGCACCGAGUUCAGACGCCUGCAGGAUCUGCCAAUGGAUGACAUGAUGGAGGACACCCCGCUCUCCCUGUACAGCUACUAGCGGGGCGGGCAGCGCGGCGCACUCUCCGUGCCGUCGCUCAGAUGCACUUUUGGGGGGGACUUUUGCGGACACUAUGUGAUACAAACACGAUCCAGACACUACUGAAGAUCCCUCCACGCCGCGGCGCGCCCCCUCGGUGUCUGCGCUGGUCUGUCAGCUGCCCUCCGCUCUGCGAAUGACGCCGCCAUCAAAAACGCCAGAGCACGGUGACAUUAUUAUUUAUGUUAAGAUUAGUGCCGGAGAAGCUAAAACCUGGGGGGCACCCCCCCCUCCCCCAAUAAAACGACGGACCUGGAGAGGCUGCCACAGAUUUCCACAUUCCUAAAUAACGUCCCAUCCAGCGCCUUGCCCGCGAAAUCUCCAAUUAAGACAAUCAAUCCGGAAAUAUUGUAAAUUGCGUUAUCAGUCGGGGUGUGUUCACCAUCACAUGGUCGUUUCCGUAGACGCCGCACUCGUAGAUUACUAACCCCUCGUCUGCACUCAGGGUAACAAGUCUGGUGGGGGCGUGGCCCUGCCUCACCGGAUAGACGCCAUAGCACAGGGUAUCGCCCUACAGGACCCGGCUGGAGUCACCGCCAUACUGCGCCAUUGUUGAACAGAAGGAGCAGGAAGUUUCCCGCUUGUCAGGCGAAUCCAACCGUGGUGAGAAUUGUACGGAAAUAGUUUUCUUGUUCAUUUUAUUAAUUGAGGAAUAAAGUUUUAUUUUCCCCAUU
Messenger RNA from Bufo bufo (common toad), 1883 nucleotides. RefSeq lists its product as uncharacterized. NCBI's taxonomy places the organism in Eukaryota, Metazoa, Chordata, Amphibia, Anura, Bufonidae. The record is from RefSeq and is a predicted model, not a curated record. The transcript is spliced from 5 exons. Bases 316 to 1170 code for a protein of 284 amino acids.